AACAUUAUAUAUGCAAUAUCAUAAAAAGAGAAUCGAAUAUCAAAGAUCCAAAUGACGUAUGUAAUGAUCAUGCAGCAAUAUAUAGACGUCAGAAUAUCUAAUACUCAAAUGCUCAAACCGUCAACAAAGUCGUUUUGUAACAAGAAGUGAAGAACAUUGGAAACAGAGAUAUCAGGGGAAAGGAUUGUGACUAGUUGAUUCUCAGAUGUUACAACAGGUGGACAGUGAAAUACUUGAUCGUUGGCAUAAUUACUAGCCUCAGAGGGUGAAACUCUGAAAUAAACUAGAAGUGUUUUUGGUGAGAUAAAUCGUUGCCGAACAACCUUUUGUCAAACAGAAUAUCGCCAACUGGGAAAUAAAAGAGAAGAGUUCUUGUGUUCCUGACGAUGACUCGACAAGUAAAGGCAAAGAGAGACGAAAUUCGUCAUAAAAAAUAUCGUGGUUUGUUAGCACAAUUUAUCAUUUUCUUAAUCCUAAGAUCAAUCGAUAUUGCUGCCUCCGUUGCUGUGUUAAGGAAUGCUUGGACCCAUUCCGCUGACUGGGCGAACGUAAAUUAUACGCUCCUUGAUCCUGAAAAAAACACGAAUUUGAACCUACCAACGGUUAAAACCUGCAGUGUACACCAACAAAGUUCCAACCUAACAACAGCUGUCGCUGGGAGAAACAAAAAUCGACGUUCUAUCCUUGAAAAUCCCAAUGUGCCUAGCAGUUUACCUUCACAUAUCGGAGGAAAAUCUCUUCACGACCAAAUUCGAAAUCCUCCUUCUCGGAACUCGAAUCAGCAGAAUUUGCACCCUCGGCGAAAAAACCCUCUUCUGAAAUCGGUCGAUCAUCGAAAUACAAACCCUACGAUAUUUGAGCCUCGAAAAGACGUCAUCCGAAAAAAGGUUUCUUGGGAAAUCGAUCCUGUAAAAAGAAUGCCCCGGGGAAAUGAACAUCGAGCUAUCAAACGUCGUAGUGUCGAUUUUAAGGACAACAUCGACACAAUAUCAGAAUGCGAAGAAGUCGGGGCAUGGAGCAGUGACGCUGUAUCCAAAAAGAUCUCGGAAUAUAAAUCCAUCUUUGGUUUAACAGCAUUCUUUAAUGCAGUCUCAUUCGUUGCCUUUCUUACCCACCUUGCUUUCUGGAUAGCAUCAUUAAGAUUUGCGUUUCAAGAAGGACUAGACUCGACUACCCGCAUUACCCGCCUAACCCGCAACAGCCUGCUUUCGUUGAUGACGGCGAUUUUUCGCGAUGUUCCGCUGUCUUGUUUGAACUUGGAACUUCUCGUGUUGCGCUCGGGCAGCAAAGGUCUCGCGUGUGUUGCGUGUAUAUUCGCGGGCAAAUGCAGGCAGGAGGAUUACGUUGAAGAUUCCCUAAAUUUGGGAAGAACACUACUAUAUUUUUACUACACUGUAAUGCUGAUCAAUUCGUUCUGGAAAGGAGUCUCUGGUUUUUAUCGUUUGAGUCGGUUCAAAGAUUUCAACUUGUACUAUAUUCGUGCAAGCGCGUCUAUAGUCUUUGGUCUGAUCUACUGCGUUGUGACCUUUACACCAGCCAUGUUUGUUUUGAUUUAUAGGUAUUUCCCAAUAGCAGGACAAGGCCUGUCAUUUUUGCAUGAUUUGACUUCAAGGCUUGUGGUCGUCGGAGCCACGGUAUGGGUAAUAUUUGCGUCAGUGGCUAUAUGUUGUCCUAUACUUUAUCUUAUGCGACUGAAUGUGGACUAGACGUCUACACUUUUUAAAGGUGACUGUGAGUAGGCGACCAGAUAGUACAGAAAGGACUGGGAAUAGUUAUCUGAAUAAAAAUCAGUUUUCA
Dendronephthya gigantea is the source of this 1797-nucleotide messenger RNA. RefSeq lists its product as uncharacterized. Lineage: Eukaryota; Metazoa; Cnidaria; Anthozoa; Malacalcyonacea; Nephtheidae. Bases 387 to 1706 code for a protein of 439 amino acids. The record is from RefSeq and is a predicted model, not a curated record. The transcript is spliced from 3 exons.